CCGAGCUUCAGUUAACUAACGUUCGUUCGUUCCUCGUACUUUCCCGGCGACAUCUGAACACCACACAUAUCACCACCAAAAAUACCGUCAAUAUGCCCCCCAAGUUCGAUCCCAAUGAGGUCAAGGUGAUCCACCUUAGGGCCACUGGUGGUGAGGUCGGUGCUUCAUCAGCUCUGGCGCCCAAGAUCGGUCCUCUGGGUCUGUCGCCCAAGAAGGUCGGAGAAGAUAUCGCCAAGGCUACCGGCGACUGGAAGGGUCUCCGUGUCACCGUCAAGCUCACCAUCCAGAACCGUCAGGCCGCCGUCUCGGUCGUGCCCACCGCCUCGUCGCUCAUCAUCAGGGCUCUCAAGGAGCCCCCGCGUGACCGCAAGAAGGAGAAGAACAUCAAGCACAACAAGUCUGUCGCCCUCGACGAGAUCAUCGAGAUCGCCAGGACGAUGAAGUUCAAGUCUUUCUCUAAGGACCUCGCUGGUUGCGUUAAGGAGAUUCUCGGAACUGCCUACAGUGUCGGCUGCCAGGUUGACGGAAAGAGCCCGCGUGAGAUCACCGACGCCAUCGAUGCUGGCGAGAUUGACAUCCCCGAGGAGUAAACGAUAUGAUAUUGGGCGACUUGGUUUUUUUCUAGGGCAUCGGUUGGAGUUCGGGCUUGCUUUGGGACUGAAAUGUCCAGCCGCGGCAAACAAAAUGGGUUUCACGACGUUUCGGGUUUCUGAAAUAACGAAUGCUGAACAGAACAUGACCUGGUCCAGACAGGUUUCUGUGCCGUCUUCUCACCUGGUUCCUAGUGACUGUGAUUCCGCCUCUUGUUGACAAAUCCCCUUACCUGGCCUACACUCUGAAACAGCGAAAGCUCUCCCGUUGCUGUCUCAAUUUUGGUGCCUAGGAAGAUUGAUACCGGCUCGCCUACUCACCGUGACUUCUUGGCUACGGCAGUGGAAGUGAUGGUCCUUUUCAGCAGCCAACAAUUUCAUUCUCUGGACUUGGUUUUUUUUUUUUUUUUUUUUUUUUUUUUUUU
Molecule: messenger RNA, 1015 nt
Organism: Pyricularia grisea
Lineage: Eukaryota; Fungi; Ascomycota; Sordariomycetes; Magnaporthales; Pyriculariaceae
Exons: 5
Coding region: 93-590 (165 amino acids)
Biological process (GO): translation
Cellular component (GO): cytosolic large ribosomal subunit; ribosome
Molecular function (GO): large ribosomal subunit rRNA binding; structural constituent of ribosome
Source: RefSeq, a predicted model, not a curated record